Notechis scutatus (mainland tiger snake) is the source of this 648-nucleotide messenger RNA. The record is from RefSeq and is a predicted model, not a curated record. NCBI's taxonomy places the organism in Eukaryota, Metazoa, Chordata, Lepidosauria, Squamata, Elapidae.
CGCCGGCGGCCCGGGAGGCCCCGCAAGUUCCCCCGCCUGGAAGGGCCCCCCCGGACGGAGGGCGCUGAAGCGGAGCCGGCUGUCUCCUCGCCGUGUGUCCCGCAGGGGGAGCCGCAGAGCUCCGAGCCAGCCAGCUCCUCGGCCUCCGUCCCUGAUGGCACCGCUCGCCUGGCAGAAACGGCGGUGAACCAGUCGGACUCAGAGAACAGGGACCCGUCCUCCCACAGCCAGCCUGAAGCGCCUCCCCGCCGACGAGGCCGGCCCUCCCACCGGUUCCUGGGCAAGAAAUACCGCAAGUACAUGGGGCGAAGAUACUGCUACAAGUCUGCCAAGCCCUUGAUGCGGCCCUACCUGUGUCGGAUCUGUGGCUCCCGCUUCCUGACCCACGAGGACCUGCGCUUCCACGUGAACUCCCACGAGGCCGGGGACCCCCAGCUCUUCCGCUGCCUACAGUGCAGCUACCGCUCCCGGCGUUGGUCCUCUCUGAAGGAGCACAUGUUCAACCACGUGGGCCGGAAGCCCUACCAGUGCGAGGAGUGUGACUACACCAGCGUGUACAAGAAGGACGUCAUCCGCCACUCUGCGGUGCACAACCGGGACAAGUGAGUGCCGAGGGGAGGGGGGGCUCCCUGGACCCCCUCGUGGCCC